AUGGUAAAAGCAGAGAACCACCAGAGGUUCCUUGGAGGGAUGAGGCAGCGCUUCCAGACCAUGCUUGCAGCUGUGGGGCUCAUCUCAAUCAUGACCGCAGGAUUAACGGUGCUCACCUUGAGACUUGUGAUCAUAGUCAUGGCUCAAGCGAUAGUCAGGGCAAUCGUCCGACAAGGUAUUGUUCAAACCAUGGCCAGUACUGUGGUCACAGGAUGUGUAAAUCUUGUCAAACAUUUGGGUCCAGAAAAAGAAAAGAGACUUGCCUCCCUGGUGGUCUCUGAGCAUGGUGCCAUAGGAGCAGCAUUAGGUGGAGCAGUUGGUGGAGCUGUUGGUGGAGCAGUUGGUGGAGCUGUUGGUGGAGCGGUGCACGCAGUCUUGGGAGAGGUUCUCCCGGUCUUCAGACAGGCAGUUGGGGUCGCACUGGGUGUAGUUUUCGGUAGGACAUUUGGUGAGGCAUUCACCAACGAAAUCCUGAAAAGGAACGCAAUAACAGACAAAGGGAUCGCAGGAGCACUAGGGGGAGCUUUAGCGGGCGGCUUCGGAGCAUUGCUUGGCUUCAUGGCAGGAGGGAUUGUUGGAGGCUUCAUGGGUGCGCUGUUGGGGGCCGUGGGAGUUAAAUAUUUCGGCAAUUGGUUGAAGAAGGCAUUUCUUGGAGGACAACAAUGUUCCAUGUCAGUGCUUUCAGCCACAGCCAUAGGACUUAUCACAUCCAUAGGACAUUUCACAACAAUAUUUGGAGUAAUAGGCCUGCUUGGAAGCUUGGUGGCAAUCCUGGCUGUGCUCAUAGCAUCCAACAAACAACACACAUCCAAAGCUACACACAACUCUACCAACAAGAAAGAAGUAAAAGACGACCAGCACACCUCUACCAAUAAGAAGGACGUAAAAGAAGAACACGAUGAUCAGGAAGAGAACCAGAAGUGGAUGAAAGUAGACGUCCAGAAACUUGUUAGGCAAUAUUUUGAAUCGAUACUUUCAGCUGUGGGGCUGAUCACAAUAAUAUUUGCAGGGGAAAUGCCGGCCUUCACACUCGGAAGCUUAGCAGUGAUCGCAGCGGUGCUUGAACUACUCAGUGGGGUACACAGAUCCAAGGGUUCGUCUGAAGUCGUAAGAACAGCCAAGGGCAUAGUGGAAGCUGUUGUCUCAGGUUAUGGAAAACUGGAUGAACUUUUGAAAAGAGUCCUAGGACAGAAAAUAGCACCAUUAGUGUCUAAGCAUGGGCGAGAUGCUUGCACCAUGGGAGGAGCAAUAGGUGGAGCAGUUGGCGGAACUAUUGGUGGGGUAGCGCACACAUUUUUGGGAGUGAUACAUCCAAUCUUCGGGCAGGCUGGUGGUGGUGCACUGGGGGCAAUUGUUGGUUGGACAAUCGGCAAAGCGUUCACCGGCGACACCCUGCACUGCAAAAACUGCUUAUCUAAGAAAACCUAACCAAGUGUUAUUAGUCUUCAGAAUAAACUGAAUUACUUAGUACUUUUUCCUAAAAUAAUUUACUUAAUUGAAGAUGAGCCAGAAGAAGCCAAUGCAUUGAGCAAAUUUGUCUUGAUAAGACUCCUUAAAAUAAGACAGUCUUCUUCAAUUAAAUGAUAUUUCGAGAAAACACUAUGUAAGUCUCUUCAUACUAAA
This is a messenger RNA of Alosa sapidissima (American shad), 1623 nucleotides long. RefSeq lists its product as uncharacterized. NCBI's taxonomy places the organism in Eukaryota, Metazoa, Chordata, Actinopteri, Clupeiformes, Clupeidae. The record is from RefSeq and is a predicted model, not a curated record. Bases 1 to 1428 code for a protein of 475 amino acids. The transcript has 2 exons.